This is a messenger RNA of Colias croceus (clouded yellow), 1842 nucleotides long. Its product is annotated as spermine oxidase-like. The transcript is spliced from 3 exons. The record is from RefSeq and is a predicted model, not a curated record. Lineage: Eukaryota; Metazoa; Arthropoda; Insecta; Lepidoptera; Pieridae. Gene Ontology annotation, molecular function: polyamine oxidase activity. The coding region runs from base 1 to 1593 and encodes 530 amino acids.
AUGAAAAUUAUUCAAAAAUGCUUUAUUAAACAUUUGAAGUACCAAAAAGUGUUCAGACGAUGGAAAUCAGAUAAUUCCCCUGUAGUGUUUGAUUGCGGUCCUAAUAUAGAUGAUCGAGGUAUAUGUGCCGUAGAUGCGUGUGACCCCGAAAAAUGUUUCGAAGAGCCUCGUGUAGUGAUCAUUGGAGCUGGCAUGGCCGGACUUUCCGCGGCUGCAAGAUUGGCACAGCGGGGAAUAAACAAUGUUGUUGUUUUGGAAGCAUAUGAAAGGCCCGGCGGGCGCAUUCUUUCAUGUUGGCUCGGCGAUAUCGUAGCUGAAAUGGGUGCCAGCUGGAAACCAGACAAUACUUCAACUCAUCCAAUUUACACAUUAUCAACAAGAGAAAAUCCACCGCGGCCAGGAGUCCCUGGCGCCGAACAUACGCGCGGUUUAUUUAAUAGCGCUGUCAACGGUAAAAUACCUUUUCCACCCACUAUAACAGCUUAUCAUAAAUUUUGUCAAAUUGAAGAAGAAGCUGCACAAAUUUAUUGUUUAGGAGGAAAUAAACAACAAGGAUCUCUCCUCAAUUUUAUGAGCUUGAGGAUACAACAAGAAUUGCAUGAAUAUCCUGAAGAACAACAACACGAUGCAGCGAGAAUUAUGUUCGGUCUCUCACAUAUGCUUAAUGCUCGCUCUGGCGAUGAUAUAGGAAUGCUCUGUGCUGAUAAUUUAGGAUGCUUUAUGAAUAUGCCAGGAGGCGAAGUACGUGUACCCUUGGGUCUGGUGGGCAUUUUAGCUCCUUUGCUUCGGCAAAUUCCAGAAGGUGCAAUUCGAUACUGUAAACCUGUCGGCUGUAUUUAUUGGGGCACUUGUAUGAGGUCAGGUUAUCCUGCAGUUGUGUGUACAACGGACGGAGAAGAAUUUCCAGCACACUAUGUUAUUGUAACAACAUCAAUUGGUGUUUUAUAUGCAAAUGCCGUAAGAUUAUUUUGUCCCGAACUUCCAGCAUCUAAAGUGAACGCUAUUAGAGGUUUGGGUUUGGGUGCAUGCAAUAAAAUAUACCUCGAGUAUUGUCGCCCUUUUUGGUUCUGGCAUAAAGGUAACUUAAACUUUAAAAUGAAUCCACACACAAUGUGUGGCCGCAUGGAUUGGACUAAUGGGAUACAGUCCAUAGAAGUAGCCCCUAACAGUAAACAUGUCCUGAGCGUCUUGGUAGCAGGGAAAGAAGCUACUAUGAUGGAAAGUAUUUGUGACAGGGAUGUAGCCGAAGGGAUUACGGAAGUAUUAAAGAUGUAUACACAAAACCCGAACAUACCAUAUCCAAUGACAGUGUUACGAUCUGGUUGGUCUUCAGAUCCCUACUUUUUAGGGGCAUUCUCAUCGGACUGUCCGGGUUCUGAUGGAUCUGCUCAACGAGCUCUUGCCUGCCCGAUUCCUGGGCCAAGUGAACCAGUGCCACCAAUUCUUCUAUUUGCUGGAGAAGCAACGGUCCCUGGUCAUAAUGGAACAGUAUCAGGUGCCCGCUUAAGUGGAAUACGAGAAGCAGAAAGAAUAGUGCAGCUCACAUUUCGAUAUAAAGGCCCACCUAUUCCCGGCAGUUGUAAACGUGCGUAACAAAUAUACUACAAUGUUUCAUGUAUUUCAACAGGGUUCUUGUUUUACAAUCUUGUACAACUUUUGUUAUUGCCAUAUACGAAUGAUGUUCAUAUAUUAUGUAGUUUAUUUUCCUUUGUAUCCGUGCUAUCUUGGUUAUGUAGAGCAGCAAGUUGUAUUGUGCAAUUCGCGCCUUAGUUUCGUCGAAUAUGUUGCGAAUACAAUAAUCCCAUCAUAACUACGGCUGUACUUUAGAAUUUUUUGUCAUUU